AUGUCUCCAAAAUGCCCAGACAGACUGUUACCAAAGAUCCAAUGGAAGAAUCAGGAUCAAUAUGUUGACUAUGGGAAGAAGCUCAAUCUUAAUCAGAUUGGAGCAACUGUCCCAGCUACUGUUCCAGCUAUAGUUCCUGGAGCUUCAGCAUCCACAAGUGGAGCAUCAAGUGUUGCGGGAAGCCUUAACACACCUUUGCAACUUGCUGGUACUACAGGUAAUCAAAUAAUGCAUGUUCCUUCUGGAAUGCAGCUCAUGCAGAUUCCGACUCAAGGUGGCGGCACUGUUACUGUCGUUUAUUCUAUGAAUGCUAACGGGGAGAUUGCGUUCAGUGGAAUGCAAAUCAGCCAACAAGGCUUCAGUUGUGCUCAAGUGCACCAAGGAUUUGAUGCAACUCAAGCUCGAACUCCACAAGCUGUGAAAUCUGGAUAUUUUGAUACGUCAAAUGUCUUUCACAAUGCUAUCAAGGGAAAGGAUGAGAAUGGCAAUGCUGUCUAUCUUAUUCCAUGUCCUGCUGGUACGACAAAUGUCAAACUUCAAGCCGACUGGCACUAUGCUAGUGAAGAUGAAGAUUUGCCUGAUCUUGCUACUGAAGCAGAUUGA
Cylindrotheca closterium is the source of this 603-nucleotide messenger RNA. The record is from the annotation of a GenBank genome assembly. Lineage: Eukaryota; Bacillariophyta; Bacillariophyceae; Bacillariales; Bacillariaceae.